This is a messenger RNA of Scheffersomyces amazonensis, 709 nucleotides long. Its product is annotated as VOC family protein. Lineage: Eukaryota; Fungi; Ascomycota; Pichiomycetes; Serinales; Debaryomycetaceae. The transcript has a single exon. The coding region runs from base 247 to 666 and encodes 139 amino acids. The record is from RefSeq and is a predicted model, not a curated record.
UUGAAAUUACAGUCUUUGAAUACGCAAAGGCUGAAGGUUGUUCAAGCUAAAGCUAUGCAAUAGCUUUGAACAUAGCCACGCCUUAAACAUUUCAAAUACGUCAAAGUCCGCUCACCUUCUCCGGUAUUGGGCGCAAAAUAAGUCCGCACAAGGCCGCAGGUUUUCCGGAGAGCUAUCCGCACAAAACUAAAAAUAAAUUGGCUUACAAUUAUAUUAACUUUUUCUUCGUGACUAUCUUUACGUACAAUGUUAAAAAUAAAAAGCUUAGACCAUCUUGUACUCACAGUAGUAUCAAUUCCUAGAACUCUUGAGUUUUAUGAAAGAGUUCUUGGAAUGGAACCUUUGCAAUUCGUGUCACCCAUUGAUCCUACUACGACGAGGCAUGCGCUAAAGUUCGGCCGCACGAAAAUUAAUUUGCAUUCGGCUGACAAGCCGUUUAAACCGCAUGCUUUGAAUCCAUUAAGUGGAACUGCUGACCUUUGUUUCUUACUUGAUGAUUCUAAUUCUGGAGUUUCGGAUAUUGAAGGAGUUUUACAACAUUUUAAAGAAUUGAAUGUACCAAUUGAAUUGGGACCAGUAAAAAGAACUGGAGCAAACGGAACAAUUGAUAGUGUUUACAUAAGAGAUCCUGAUGAGAAUCUAAUCGAGAUAUCAAAAUAUUUAUAGUAUUAGUUAUAUAAUGCAGACGUUGUAUAUUCUUUUGAAUGCU